UCGCCGCAUUGGAAAACGAACGCAUUGAUCUGAAGGCUGAUUCCCAUCGUGGCUGGCCACAAUUCGAUAGAGAUAUGACGUGGAAAACGGCUUACCGUACCAGGGCCGGCUCUCAUCCCCCUCCCCAUGUUCGCUCAUCCUUCGAACCUUACGCAAGUGUUUCUUUCUCCUUACUCUAACGGGCACAUGAAGUUCGCGGCGAGCGUGAGAGACUCAAAUAGGAGAAACAUGCUUCACCCGGCAGCGUGCGUGCGUGCGUGCGUGCAUUUUGAUGACUUGGAUGACUUGGGGAUGGAUGUGAUACUUUUGGUUUCUGCAUACGCUGCAUAUUCUUGGCUGCAUAUUUACAUAUCGCGGUGCAGGCAUCCUGUUGCUCUGAUUGAUGCAACCGCAGCAGAUCCUCCAGCGUGAAACACUAGCGCCGCCUCGCUGGUUCAAGAGUCAAGAGUCAAAGACCGCGACGGACAGCCAGAUGCAGGUAGAACCAGGGCAGGUCGAGCCGUACCAUUCGGCACACAGUACCGAGAGUCCGAUGAGGAACGAGGAACAUUGAUUGAUUGAUUGAUU
Messenger RNA from Mollisia scopiformis, 567 nucleotides. RefSeq lists its product as uncharacterized. The transcript has a single exon. The record is from RefSeq and is a predicted model, not a curated record. The coding region runs from base 127 to 411 and encodes 94 amino acids. Lineage: Eukaryota; Fungi; Ascomycota; Leotiomycetes; Helotiales; Mollisiaceae.